GUUUUAAGAAUCAGAAGAUAGAUAGAGAAAAAGAGAAGAAGAAGACAGAUGAUGAUACAGAGAGAAAGAGAGAGUAGUUGGCCCAGCGGAUCGACGUCGACGAUGAUGAUGAUAAUGAUCUGAUUCUCUUCUUUAAGCUUUCUUCUUCUUCUCUCUCCCAUAGUCUCUCCUCUUAGAUUUUCUAUCUCCCUCUCUCUCUCUCUCUCCGCUUCUUAUUUUUAGUAUUAUCUCAGAAACCAAAAAAAUUAAAACACUUUUUUAAAAUAUUUUAUCUCAUUUGUAUAAUUUUUGUCGCCGAUUUGGGAGUUAAGUGUAAUUAAGCGAGAUUAGAGAGGAGAGGAGGAUGUGUGUCGUCGUCUGAGAAGUAGAGGAAUGGGAGAAACAGUUCAUUGUGGAAGCUUCUUACCCUCAAUGAGGGAUUUAAGUGAAGAUUCUAAUACUUGUAGCUUUUCAAUGUUACAUUCUAAUGGUGAUCAAAAUUUGCCAUUUGGGAAGUAUCAGAAUGGUUGUUGUUUCUCGGCGAGACCUCCUGCGACAGAUUCUUACGAGAGAGAUUUUUUAAAACAAACAAUGCUUCAACACGAAGCUGUUUUUAAGAAUCAGGUUUAUGAACUUCACCGUUUGUAUAGGACACAGAAGAGUUUGAUGGAUGAAGUUAGGGGAAAGAACAAUGAGCCUACACCGGAAAAUGCGAUUAAACGAGGAUUUCUUUUGGGAAACUCGAUAUGCGGUGAAGGUGGUAGCUCUCCAGCUUGUAAUGUUUCUAUGCAAAAUGGGAAGGAUGUGCUAGAGGUUAGACCUGUGAAGCUCAGGAGAACAAUGAUUGAUCUUCAACUUCCCGCAGAUGAGUAUCUCGAUAGAGAGAGUGAAUAUACGACUUGUCCUCCUUAUGAGCAGUCAAAACAAGUUGGUGAUGGAAAGUUGUUCUUUGAAAGAGGCAGUGCUUCUUCUCAUCGGAACGAUUCUUCUUUGGUUUUGAAGAAACCAAAUGGAUUUACUGACUUGAACGAGCCUGUCCAUUGCCAAGAAUCAGUUCCUCUUUCUUCUUCCGGGGACAUAUAUUCUCUUUAUGGAAGAAACAUUUCACAUGUGCAAGGCCAGUGGUUGGAAGAAAAUGCAAGUCAAAAUGGAUGGAUGGUUCUACAAGCAGGGAGCGGAAAAAGCACUCCAAGAGACAAGUUAUGCCUGCCUUCCCAUUCGGUACAAGUUCAUUCUAACGGUGCAUUUCAACCUCUGGGCUACCCUUCAACUGACCAUAGGAAGUUAUCCGGCGAAAGAGCAUCUUUUGAAUGGGAAGCUCCUCAAAGGAAUCCUGAAGUUUCGUAUGAUAGCUAUGUGGAUUCAAGUGUGGCAUCAAAUGCUCCAAGCUUGAAUCAUGGCUACCGCCCUGAAUCUGUCAGACCUUGGAGCCAUUGGAUUUCAUCUUGGGAGAACCGAAGUAGCAGCUCAGAUCAGAAACCCCUGCCACUGCAAGCGAAUCCAUUCUUGAAUUUUACUACACAAGCAAGAGCAGACUCAAGUGCGGAGAUGAGAAGCCGUGAUUCUAACGGGCUUAACCAAGGAUUCUCUUCAGUGUCGAAGGAAUCUGCCUUUAAUUUACCAUCAGGAAACUUUAAUCAUCUUAACAAUGGCCCAAAAGGGACUGUUACUAAUGGUUCUUUGAGUGAGAGUGUGAAGCAUCGGAGUCUUGAAAACCUUCAAGGACCAAAAAAGCAGGAGUGCUCUGCUGGGUUGCCCUCGAUAAAACCUAUGCCCAUUAACAAAAAUGGAAUAACCAAUGGCGGUUUGGAUUUGAAUGCUUCUGCAAAUCAUCAAUUCAUGGAUGGAAGUGAUAUGGGUGACAGCUCAAAUAAUGUAUCUCCUCAGAAUGGUUUGAGGUCUGUUUCAUGUUCUAAUGACGCCAACUUGAGACAUGUUGAAAUGGCCAAUUCACAGAGCAGUAGAAAGAUUCUUGGUUUCCCUAUCUCUCAGAAGCAUUCUAUUUGCAAGGAGCACCCUUCCCUUAUCACUUCUUCUGUGUGUAUCUCUAAUGAACCCAAGAAAGUAAACACCUUGGUGAAGAGAAACCUCGAUAUUAACCUGCCAUGUGAAACCUCGGUUUCUGAAGCAGUUGUUCUGGACAAGGAAGAAGGUAAAAAAGCUGCCACUCACAGGCAGCACAUUGACUUGAAUUUCUGUGCUAGCGAGGAUGAAGAUUCUGGCUUGUGUUCUAAUCCAAGAAUGGAAACAAAAGCAACUACUUUGAUAGAUUUGGAAGCUCUCCCGACUCUUGAGAAUGAAGAUGAAGUAGCGAAAUGUCCAGUGAACAGAGCUGCAGACAUUUCAGGGUUAGAGAAAGGUGAAGCUGGAGAUUCUUUGGAUGAACUCAUUGAGGCAGCAGCAGAAGCUAUCGUCACUAUCUCACUGUCUUACCAUUGCCGGAAUACUGAUGAAGCUGCUUCCUCUUUGACUGAUGCAGUUGCCAAGGACCCGCUCUCUUGGUUUGUGAACAUAAUAGCUUCUUGUGGCAAUGAUUUAGAGAAAAAAAUUGAUGCUUGUUUGGAAGCCAGAGAUUCUGAAGGCUGUCAUGAAGAAUAUUCUUCAGGUGAGUUUGAUUAUUUCGAGACAAUGACUCUGAACUUACUCCUGACCAAAGAAGAAGACUACAUGCCGAAGCCUUUAAUUCCGGGAUAUCUGAAAUUUGAUGGGACGGGUUCUGUGGGUAUCACAACAAAUAGGCCAAGAAGAGGACAAGCAAGACGAGGAAGACCAAAGCGGGAUUUUCAAAGGGAUAUUCUCCCUGGGCUUGCUUCUCUGUCUAGGCUCGAAGUAACCGAAGAUCUUCAGAUGUUUGAGGGACUUAUGAAAGCCACAGGCUACAAUUGGAACUCAGGAGUGGCCCGAAGGAGCUCAAACCGAGGAAGAAAACGAAUGGUCAGCAACAUUGACAGAGCUCCGGUUUGCUCGUCUUUGGCGCAGCCAAUGAAUAACAGUAGUGUACAAAUGGUGGGACUGGAAGAUAGGAGCCUUACAGGAUGGGGAAAUGCAACUAGAAGGCCGAGGCGACAAAGGUGCCCUGCAGGUACUCCCCCAACAGUGAUAUUAACAUAAAAGUUUUUCUUGAAACAAAACCGAUUUGAGGAACAUUAUAGAGGGAAAAAGAACCCGAGAAAGUAACAAUGAACAAAGACUGAUUCAGCGAUCGAUGUUUUAUUAUUUUCAAUCACCUCACCCCAUGUUUGUGGGUGUUGGUUGCCCUUUGUAUAUCUUGUCCUCUCUCAGAAGGGCCAAAGAAAAGAAAAACAUGAUUGAUUUGUAUUAAGCUGGUUGGUUAUUACAAAAUCUGCAACUCUUUUUUCUAUUGGGUCAAUAAAGAAUAUAUAU
This is a messenger RNA of Arabidopsis lyrata subsp. lyrata, 3363 nucleotides long. RefSeq lists its product as uncharacterized. Bases 373 to 3090 code for a protein of 905 amino acids. NCBI's taxonomy places the organism in Eukaryota, Viridiplantae, Streptophyta, Magnoliopsida, Brassicales, Brassicaceae. The record is from RefSeq and is a predicted model, not a curated record. The transcript is spliced from 4 exons.